Molecule: messenger RNA, 1095 nt
Organism: Eutrema salsugineum
Lineage: Eukaryota; Viridiplantae; Streptophyta; Magnoliopsida; Brassicales; Brassicaceae
Exons: 1
Coding region: 1-1095 (364 amino acids)
Source: RefSeq, a predicted model, not a curated record
AUGGCUUCAUCUUCAAGCAAUUCUUUCAAUGUUAAUUUUGAUGAUUUCAUCGAAGAAUCUUUUGAGGAAACUUGGAACAAUUACUUUGAUCAAACUUUCAACAAUGCUCUAAAUGAAGUUUUGGAGGAGCAUUCUGUUCCAAAGCGCAACCAGAAGAAGAGAGCAUAUAUUGAAAGAAAUCGUGAGCAAGGCCAUCAGCGUUUAUGGGAUGAUUAUUUCAGUGAUCGUGCAACAUAUCCCCCAAAUAUGUUUUGUCGCCGUUUCAGAAUGACCCGACCAUUAUUCAUGCGUAUCGUGUCUCGUCUGUCCGAGGAAGUUCCAUUUUUCCAGCAAAGGAGAGAUGCGAUUGGAAGGGUUAGUCUUUCAGCCAUCCAAAAAUGUACUGCGGCUAUUCGUAUGAUGGCAUACGGUUCUGCAGCUGAUGCAGUUGACGAGUACCUCCGUCUGGGUGAAAGUACCGCACUUUCAUGUUUGAAACAUUUUACUGAAGCAAUAAUAUCUUUAUUUGGAGAUGAAUAUCUCAGACGACCCACUGCAGCGGAUCUUCAACAACUAUUAGAUGUUGGGGAAAGCCGUGGAUUCCCGGGAAUGAUAGGGAGCAUCGAUUGUAUGCAUUGGGUGUGGAAAAAUUUUCCUACAGCUUGGAAAGGGCAAUAUACAUGUGGUUCAGGAAAACCGACAAUCGUCUUAGAAGCAGUAGCAUCACAUGAUCUUUGGAUAUGGCAUGCGUUUUUCGGACCUCCAAGUACUUUAAACGACAUUAACGAUCUUGAGCGCUCACCUGUUUUUGAUGACAUUUUACAAGGUCGUGCUCCAAAGGUUAAAUACUAUGUCAAUGGAAACCAAUAUCGUUAUGCAUACUACCUAACCGACGGUAUCUACCCGAAGUGGGCAACUUUUGUACAAUCAAUACCCCUACCGCAAGACCCAAAAACCAGAUGUUUUGCUAAACAUCAAGAAUCCGUCCGCAAAGAUGUCGAACGUGCAUUCGGAGUUUUGCAAGCUCGGUUUGCGAUUGUAAAAAACCCAGCUCUCAUUUGGGAUAAGCAGAAAAUUGGAAAAUUAUGCGGGCAUGCAUCAUCUUGCAUAAUAUGA